This is a messenger RNA of Dreissena polymorpha, 1865 nucleotides long. RefSeq lists its product as uncharacterized. The transcript has 2 exons. NCBI's taxonomy places the organism in Eukaryota, Metazoa, Mollusca, Bivalvia, Myida, Dreissenidae. The record is from RefSeq and is a predicted model, not a curated record. The annotation marks the transcript as partial.
UAUGACGUUUCUUGUGAACUAUCAUGUCAGACAAACAUCUCUGACUUGUCUUGUGAACUAUCAUGUCGGACAAAUAUCUCUUCCGUGUCUUCAAUCAUGUCUGACAAUAUCUCUUACGUGUCUUGUGAACUAUCAUGUCUGACAAACAUCUCUGACGUGUCUUGUGAACUAUCAUGUCUGACAAACAUAUCUGACGUGUCUUGUGAACUAUUAUGUCUGACAAACAUCUCUGAUGUGUCUUGUGAACUAUUAUAACUGACAAAUAUCCUCUUACAUGUCUUGUGAACUAUUAUAUCUGACAAACAUCUCUUACGUGUCUUGUCAACUAUUAUAUCUGACAAACAUCUCUUACGUGUCAUGUGAACUAUUAUAUCUGACAAACAUCUCAUACGUGUCUUGUGAACUAUUAUAUCUGACAAAUAUCUCUGACGUGUCGUGUGAACUAUUAUGUCUGAAAAAACAUCUCUGACGUGUCUUGUGAACUAUUAUAUUUGACAAACAUCUCUGACUUGUCUUGUGAACUAUUAUAUCUGACAAACAUCUCUUACAUGUCUGUUCAACUAUUAUAUCUGACAAAUAUCUCUCAUGUGUCUUGUGAACUAUUAUAUCUGACAAACAUCUCAUACGUGUCUUGUGAACUAUUAUAUCUGACAAAUAUCUCUGACGUGUCGUGUGAACUAUUAUGUCUGAAAAACAUCUCUGACGUGUCUUGUGAACUAUUAUAUCUGACAAACAUCUCUGACUUGUCUUGUGAACUAUUAUAUCUGACAAACAUCUCUUACGUGUCUUGUAAACUAUUAUAUCUGACAAAUAUCUCUUAUGUGUCUUGUGAACUAUUAUAUCUGACAAACAUCUCUUAUGUGUCUUGUGAACUGUUAUAUGUGACAAAUUUCUCUUAUGUGUCAUGGGAACUAUCCUGUCUGACAAACAUCGCUGACGUGUCUUGUGAACUGUCAUGUCUGACAAACAUUUAUGAUGUGUUUUGUGAACUAUCAUGUCUGACAAACAUCUAUGACAUGUCUUGGGAACUAUCAUGUCUAACAAACAUCUAUGACAUGUUUUAUGAACUAUCAUGCCUGACAAACAUCUAUGACUUGUCUUGGGAACUAUCAUGUCUGACAAACAUCUCUGACCUGUCUUGUGAACUAUCAUGUCUGACAAACAUCUGAUGUUUUGUGUGAACUAUCAUGUCUGAAAAACAUAUCUGACGCGUCUUGUAAACUUUCAUGUCUGAGAAACAUACCUGACGUGUCUUGUCAACUAUCAUGUCUGAGAAAUAUUUCUGACGUGUCUUGUAACUAUCAUGUCUUACAAACAUGUCUGACCUGUUUUGUAACUAUCAUGUCUUACAGACAUCUCUGACGUGUCUUGUGAACUAUUAUGUCUUACAAACAUCUCUGACGUAUCUUGUAACUAUCAUGUCUGAGAAACAUCUCUGACGUGUCUUGUGAACUAUUAUGUCUUACAGACAUCUCUGACGUGUCUUGUGAACUAUUAUGUCUUACAAACAUCUCUGACCUGUUUUGUAACUAUUAUGUCUUACAAACAUCUCUGACGUAUCUUGUAACUAUCAUGUCUGAGAAACAUCUCUGACGUGUCUUGUGAACUAUUAUGUCUGACAAACAUCUCUUAUAUGUCUUUUCAACUAUUAUAUGUGUGUGAACUGCUAUCUCUGACAAAUAUCCCUUGCCUGUCUGACAAACAACACGCCUAUCUGAAGUUCUCUGCGAUGACCAUCUAACGACUGUGUCCGACAUACAUAUAUGCACUUCUACAGUAUAAGCUAAUCUAAUGUCGGUAAUGCACAUGUGUGCUCUAAUAUAUACUAAAUAGUGUGUCGGGCAAACACUUGAACAUUUCUAACU